This is a messenger RNA of Trachemys scripta elegans, 942 nucleotides long. RefSeq names its product olfactory receptor 6F1-like. The transcript has a single exon. The record is from RefSeq and is a predicted model, not a curated record. Bases 1 to 942 code for a protein of 313 amino acids. Lineage: Eukaryota; Metazoa; Chordata; Testudines; Emydidae. Gene Ontology annotation, biological process: G protein-coupled receptor signaling pathway. Gene Ontology annotation, molecular function: olfactory receptor activity; G protein-coupled receptor activity. Gene Ontology annotation, cellular component: membrane.
AUGUCUGACGUAGAGGGGGAAAACCAAACGACCAUCACAGAGUUCAUCCUCCUGGGAUUUGGUGACCUUCAUGAGCUGAAGAUCCCUAUAUUUGUGGUGUUCCUGGCUGUCUACAUAGUAACACUCACAGGGAAUAUCCUGAUCAUUGUGAUGGUAUCAUAUAACCACAACCUGCACAACCCCAUGUACUUUUUCCUGGGCAACCUGUCUGUCCUGGAAGUCUGCUACACUACCAGCAUCGCCCCCAAGAUGCUGAAAACUCUUCUGGUUGUACAAGAAGAGGUUUCCUUCUCUGCUUGCCUCCUGCAGUUCUACAUCUUUGGCUCUCUGGCGGUUGCGGAGUGCUUCCUGCUUGCUGCCAUGUCCUACGACCGCUACUUGGCCAUAUGCAAACCACUGCAUUACGCCUCCACCAUGAGCUUCCAGCUUUGCUUUCAGUUGGCAGCGGGGUCAUGGGUUAUCGGGUUCCUAUCACUGGUGGUCACCAUGCCCAUGGUUUCUAGGUUACCUUUCUGUGCUUCCAAGGAGAUUGACCAUUUCUUCUGUGACCUGACACCCAUCAUUAAACUUUCCUGUGGGGAUACCUACAUGGUCAGGAUACCGGCUUUCAUCAUAGCCUCCCUUGUGUCCUUCUCGCCCUUCCUUCUAACCCUACUGUCCUACUACAAAAUCAUCUCCACCAUCCUGAAGAUCCCUUCUUCCACAGGGAAGCAAAAAGCCUUCUGCACCUGCUCGUCCCACCUCAUCGUGGUGUCUGUGUUCUAUGGCACGCUUAUGGUGGUCUACGCGGCUCCCGUAGCCAACCAGUGGCCAAACUUAAACAAGGUCUUCUCCAUGCUGUACACAGUGGUGACCCCACUGAUCAACCCCAUCGUAUACAGCCUGAGGAACACAGAGGUUAAAGAGACAUUGAGAAAGCUUUUCAGUAAAAAUUCAUUCUAA